Molecule: messenger RNA, 1592 nt
Organism: Caenorhabditis sp. 36 PRJEB53466
Lineage: Eukaryota; Metazoa; Nematoda; Chromadorea; Rhabditida; Rhabditidae
Source: the annotation of a GenBank genome assembly
AUGCAGGUCAUCACACCCAAGUCACACGGCUCUUAUGACAUAGACAGAGGUCGCUCGUUUUUGCGAUGAGAACAAUAUUAUUACUACUACUAUUCCAUUAUAAUCUAGUUCAAGGAAUCACAGUUGCCGAAGAGCUGAAGAACGUUCUCAUAAAAGGUACGAUGAGAAAAAGGAAAAUAAACCGUUAUUAGUUCAGACUAUGACAACACUAUCCGUCCAGUUAUAAAUGAGAAGGACAGCUUGAUCGUCAACAUAUUCCUGAAUUCCAUGUCAGUCCUCGUACUCGAUCCGGCCGAAGAAACUGUCAGUUUCUCGUCGGAGUUUAUUCUUCAAUGGCGAGACGAGUUCCUUAGCUGGAACCGUUCUGAAUACAACAUAACUUGGCUUAAACUCAAAGAAUCCUAUCUCUGGGUGCCAGAUACCACAGUCGCCACGAGCAUCGACACCAACUAUCUUAUUGACUCAAGUGAACGAUACAUCAAUCUGAAAUACGAUGGAACAGUCCGACAGAGCAUUUACGCAGUGUUCACGAAUCUCUGCGAUAUGAAUGUUGACAAGUUCCCGUAUGACAAGCAGACGUGUCUGAUUCGAAUGGGCCCCUGGUCUUAUACCCUGGAGGAAGUCAGUUGUGUCGCUGGCCCUGACAUUGAAGCUAACGAAACUUAUUUUACGGUACUGACAAUAUCGAACUGGUGCAAAAUUAUUUAGAUAUUGUAGGGUAACAGUGAAUGGGAUUUCGAGGGAAUAAUAAGUUCGAUAGGGCAAACGGAGGAUCCAGAUGUCAACUUUACAUUCUCAGAAGUUCAUUUUAGUGUAAGUAACUGUUCAAACAUUCUCCGAAUCCAAUUGCUUUACUUGUAGCUCACUGUGAAGCGCCGUCCUCAAUUCUACGUUUGGGUACUUCUCAUACCCACCUACAUCAUCACAGUCGUUUGCAUUUUUGGUCUUUUCACGCCAACUGCCAAUCACGGAUUAAGAGAGGAAAGGGUUAAUCUUGGUAUCACAACUCUUCUCUCUUCCGCUGUUAUUUUGCAAAUUGUUGCAAACGCCAUGCCCAAAACGUCGGAGCUUCCGUUGUUAGGUAAAUUUUGCGUGCGUCACACUAACGUCAUCUCAUUCGAUUUUAUUCGUUUCCAGGAAACUUUAUUCUUGCCGAAAUAUUCGUUGUGGCCAUCGGAGUCCUUUUCGCCGUUUUCGUUCUGACCAUGCAUCAAAGAGCGCAUACGAGAGAGUGGAGGCCGCCGCCGUGGAUGCUCUGGAUUCUGAGAAUGAGCGGCUCGCGGCAGUUUCUCUCCAGAAACAUCACUAAAAUCCGGCAUAAAAGCAGCAAGGCGGAUCGGAUAAACUACACUGGAGAGGGGUGAACUAGUGACAUUACAACCACGCAUUCUGGAUAAAGUAGUUUCAGAGCUCAACUAUUCCGAAAUUUGGAUGAAUCGCUGACCUCUAUCCGGGAGUAUAUUAAAGAGGAGGACAGAGAUUACUUUCGGGAGCUCACCUACGUCAAGUUUUUCGAUAGACUUGACCUAAUUCUAUUAGUCAUAUUUCAAGUUGGAAACGCCCUUGUUACUCUGUUUCUGGUUAAACAAUGA